Molecule: messenger RNA, 690 nt
Organism: Pichia kudriavzevii
Lineage: Eukaryota; Fungi; Ascomycota; Pichiomycetes; Pichiales; Pichiaceae
Exons: 1
Coding region: 1-690 (229 amino acids)
Biological process (GO): modification-dependent protein catabolic process; protein ubiquitination
Cellular component (GO): nucleus; cytoplasm
Molecular function (GO): protein tag activity; ubiquitin protein ligase binding
Source: RefSeq, a predicted model, not a curated record
AUGCAGAUCUUUGUCAAGACACUAACAGGCAAAACAAUCACAUUGGAGGUGGAGUCGUCCGACACCAUUGACAAUGUCAAGUCGAAGAUCCAGGACAAGGAGGGUAUUCCACCAGACCAGCAGAGACUUAUUUUCGCUGGUAAACAACUAGAGGACGGUAGGACACUCUCGGACUACAACAUCCAGAAGGAGUCGACGCUCCACUUGGUUUUGAGAUUAAGAGGUGGUAUGCAGAUCUUUGUCAAGACACUAACAGGCAAAACAAUCACAUUGGAGGUGGAGUCGUCCGACACCAUUGACAAUGUCAAGUCGAAGAUCCAGGACAAGGAGGGUAUUCCACCAGACCAGCAGAGACUUAUUUUCGCUGGUAAACAACUAGAGGACGGUAGGACACUCUCGGACUACAACAUCCAGAAGGAGUCGACGCUCCACUUGGUUUUGAGAUUAAGAGGUGGUAUGCAGAUCUUUGUCAAGACACUAACAGGCAAAACAAUCACAUUGGAGGUGGAGUCAUCCGACACCAUUGACAAUGUCAAGUCGAAGAUCCAGGACAAGGAGGGUAUUCCGCCAGACCAGCAGAGACUUAUUUUCGCUGGUAAACAACUAGAGGACGGUAGGACACUCUCGGACUACAACAUCCAGAAGGAGUCGACACUCCACUUGGUUUUGAGAUUAAGAGGUGGUGCAUGA